Ochotona princeps (American pika) is the source of this 1266-nucleotide messenger RNA. It is a transcript of the gene NUBP1, whose product is annotated as NUBP iron-sulfur cluster assembly factor 1, cytosolic. The record is from RefSeq and is a predicted model, not a curated record. Gene Ontology annotation, cellular component: cytosol. The transcript has 11 exons. Bases 96 to 1058 code for a protein of 320 amino acids. NCBI's taxonomy places the organism in Eukaryota, Metazoa, Chordata, Mammalia, Lagomorpha, Ochotonidae. Gene Ontology annotation, biological process: iron-sulfur cluster assembly. Gene Ontology annotation, molecular function: ATP binding; ATP-dependent FeS chaperone activity; ATP hydrolysis activity.
CUUAUUUCGCGCGGCUGGACGGGCAGAUUGGACCCGCGGGGCGGAAAUGAGCCUCAGCCGGUUCCGGCGACCGGGUCCGCGGUGAGGGCAGCGGCAUGGAAGAGGCACCUCACGAUUGUCCGGGGGCCGACAGCGCCCAGGCGGGCCGAGGGGCUUCCUGUCAGGGAUGCCCCAACCAGAGGCUGUGCGCGUCGGGAGCCGGCGCCGCGCCGGACCCGGCCGUGGAGGAAAUCAAGGAGAAAAUGAAGACGGUGAGGCACAAGAUCUUGGUGCUGUCUGGGAAAGGUGGCGUUGGGAAGAGCACCUUCAGCGCCCACCUGGCCCACGGCCUGGCAGAGGACGAAAGCACACAGGUUGCUCUCCUAGACAUUGACAUAUGCGGACCAUCAAUCCCCAAGAUAAUGGGCCUGGAAGGAGAACAGGUUCACCAGAGUGGUUCAGGCUGGUCUCCGGUGUACGUGGAAGACAACCUGGGGGUGAUGUCGGUGGGCUUCCUUCUCAGCAGUCCCGACGACGCCGUCAUCUGGAGGGGACCCAAGAAAAACGGCAUGAUCAAGCAGUUCCUGCGUGACGUGGACUGGGGCGAGCUUGACUACCUCAUUGUGGACACUCCUCCAGGCACGUCGGAUGAGCACCUGUCAGUCGUGCAGUACCUGGCCGCAGCGCACAUCGAUGGGGCCGUGAUCAUCACUACCCCGCAGGAGGUGUCACUCCAGGACGUAAGGAAGGAAAUUAACUUCUGCCACAAGGUAAAGCUGCCUAUCAUCGGAGUGGUGGAGAACAUGAGCGGCUUCAUCUGCCCCAAGUGCAAGAAAGAGUCACAGAUAUUUCCUCCCACGACCGGGGGUGCUGAGGUCAUGUGCCGGGACCUGACGGUGCCUCUGCUGGGCAGAGUGCCUCUGGAUCCACACAUAGGCAAGAGCUGUGACAAAGGCCAGUCUUUCUUUACUGAGGCACCAGACUCCCCUGCCACGCUAGCCUACAGAAGUAUAAUUCACAAAAUCCAGGAGUUUUGUGGUCUCCCCCGGUCAAAGGAAGAGGAGCCCAUCAGUUCCUGAGACAAGAGAGGGCUGCAGGCCAGAGCCAUGGAGCUGAGGGACUUGCUGCCAGCCUGUCCAGCCUCAUCUGACCAGCAGGGCACAGGACCAGGUGGGGCCACAGGCAGAGGGGGACCAGAGCUUGCUGUGAUUUCACGCCCAUGGAGCUGCCCGGUGCCUUCUGCUUCUCUCUAGAUUCAGGCCGAGGGCUUCCCUGAUUGAUGUGUGU